Molecule: messenger RNA, 1274 nt
Organism: Jatropha curcas
Lineage: Eukaryota; Viridiplantae; Streptophyta; Magnoliopsida; Malpighiales; Euphorbiaceae
Product: ras-related protein Rab5
Molecular function (GO): GTP binding; GTPase activity
Source: RefSeq, a predicted model, not a curated record
CAGCUUAAUCCUAAAACUAAACUUAAAAAAAAAAAAGCAUCCAAACUAUCAGUCAACAAACAAACUACUAGUCAAUUUGCAGAAUCCUAUUUACCGGUCAUAUUCUGCUUGCUCCACAUUGCCGACCCACAAUCCAAUCUCAAUUCAUCUCAAGUCCGAGUGGAAACAGCGAUUGCAGCUUUCUUACUAGUAUUUCUUUUUGUUCCCACUACCCUCCAUCUCCGACACGCCGACUCUUGGCCUUGGUUUCGGUUUCGUUUUCAACCAUAUUUCAAAAAACGCUCUCUCUUUGUCUCUCUGUGUGAAUUUUUGAUCCAUUGGCAAUGGCGAGAGCAAGCAACAAGAACAUACAAGCCAAGCUGGUACUUCUUGGGGACAUGGGGACUGGAAAGACAAGUUUGGUAUUGAGAUUUGUCAAAGGCCAAUUUUUUGAUUUCCAGGAAUCAACAAUUGGAGCAGCCUUUUUCACUCAGGUUCUAUCAUUAAACGAGGCCACCAUAAAAUUUGAUAUAUGGGACACAGCAGGGCAGGAAAGAUACCAUAGUUUGGCACCCAUGUACUAUCGCGGUGCAGCUGCAGCUGUGGUGGUGUAUGAUAUCACAAGCACGGAGUCAUUUCAACGAGCCAAAAAGUGGGUUCUAGAGUUGCAAAGGCAAGGAAAUCCAAAUUUGAUAAUGUUCUUGGCGGCCAACAAAGCUGACUUGGAAGAGAAGAGAAAAGUUUCGAGCGAGGAAGGUGAGCAAUAUGCUAAAGAAAAUGGCUUGGUUUUCCUUGAAACAUCUGCAAAAACUGCACAGAAUGUGAACGAGCUCUUUUAUGAAAUAGCUAAAAAAUUGGUAAAAGCUGCCCCUUCGCGUCCAACUGGAAUGAAAUUGCAUAGCAGACAGCAGGAAAGUGGAAGAAGAAUGUUUUGUUGCUCCUAAAAAGUGGUGAUUCCCAUAUUACUCCGUAUGUAAAUUUCCAAAUGCUCAUUGACUUCAUUAUGUUUUAUGCGUCAAUGAAUUGUUAAUGAUGUAAUCUUUUUCUACAAUUCUACUUAUCAAUACAGUUUUCUUCAAAUGUAAAUUUGUUUGAAAUCAACACCAAAUUUUCACAGGGUUUCCUCAACUAUUUGUGAUGACAAUAUGGUGAUAAUUGAUGAUGGGUCAUCAGAGUUGAAGAUUAGUCUGCUCUCUGCAGAAAGUGAUUCCUUGUAAAAAUUCUAUUGUAUGAAUAGAACUUUAAAGAAAUAACUGAAGUUGCUUAUAAAGUUAUGGUGCAUGUGCAAUUACCAA